Molecule: messenger RNA, 4154 nt
Organism: Zonotrichia albicollis (white-throated sparrow)
Lineage: Eukaryota; Metazoa; Chordata; Aves; Passeriformes; Passerellidae
Source: RefSeq, a predicted model, not a curated record
AAUAAAGCGAGCAGCCCCACGUAACACACCCAUGGCAUCUGUGCUGCGUCGGGAUCCAUAGGUCACGAAGGUGUGAUGCCCAGGAAUCUCCUGGUGGAUCCUCCUGAAAUGGCAUCUGAAACCUCUCCAGAGCACACUCAUGGGAGCAUGGAAAGGGCUGGCACUGUGGAGAACCAUGGCAGCCAAGCUAGGUGCAGGAAUCUUGCCUUGGAUGAUGACAGUUUGAAAUACUUAACUCAUGAAGAACAGGAUGUUCUCAUGUUCUUUGAGGAAACCAUAGAUGCCUUAGAAGAUGACUUGGAGGAGAUGGCCCUGCGUGACAGUGGCAUCCACUGUCAGUCCCCAAGGUCAACAGAGGAAAAUGUGUCCAGUCAUUCAGAGACUGAAGAUAUCAUUGACUUAGUGCAGUCAACCCCUGAGGGCAGUGACCAUGAGGGCCCUUCCAGCAGAGACACAGCACCAGUGUUGGAUGCGCCUGGGAGAGCCGAGAGCCCUCAGCCGGCUGUACCUGCUGACCUUCCUCCACACCCCCCUGCACCGCCCCCAGCGGUGUCCGAGAGCCUUCCUCUUCCUCCUCCACCCCCUGCUCCAGUGCAGCACCCGAAGCUGCUCCGUUCUGUGCCCACUCCUCUCAUCGUGGCCCAGCAGAUGUCGGAGCAGCAGCAGGGGGAGAGCCGGGCGCGCUUCCCCGACAGGAGGAAAGGCCCGGUGGCCAACGGGGAGCAUUGCCCAGCAGCCAAGCACCCUCCUGCCCCCGCCCCCAAGCUGCACCGCUUCCCCAGCAACAUCAACAUAACAAAUGUCAGCGGCAAGGAGUUCAGCGAGACCAUUUCCAAGGCGGCGGUGAACGUGCAGGAGCGGCGGGCUCAGGUGCUGGCCAACAUCAAUGGGGGAGCUCUUCUGGCAGCUGAACUGGAGGAGAGGCUGCACAAAAACGAUUUCCUGUCACGGAACAGAAGUUCUUCCCUACGGGAUCUCUCCUCUGAGCAAACUCGCUACGAAGCCCUGACCAAACUCGGCCUAGUCAAGGGAAAGCCAGCUCAGGACCAAGUGGACCAUGCCCCCAGCACUCAGCAGCCUGAUGUGCAGCCCAAGCAGCCAGAGGCUGUUACCAAUGGAUACCAAAACAUCAAUGAGAUUUUAAAAAGCGAGCCCAGCCCUUUCCUUCCUAUGGGCAAAACUGUAACAAUCAGACCAGAGGUGGCUCUUGCCACUAACAAAGUCAGCAGCCCACAGCAGAGCACAGAAAAAAGUUGCAGUGAUUAUAAACAAGCUGGUGUAAGCCUGGACAUGAGGAGGAGGUCAGGUUCUCUGCCCAGACCUCCAGGGUUUCGAUCCCAAGGGAUAACGGUGAAGUUUUCCGGCCGUGGCUCCACUGAAGAAGCCAGGAGAGAGGCACUCAGGAAACUGGGACUGCUGAAAGAGACUGCCUAACGUGGAUGGGAAUGUUGUGGCAGCAGGGGGAAAGUCAUAGCAUGGCUUUGUGCUGGAACACUCCCAGCAGGAUUGGGAUCAAGUGGAUUGGAAGAAAAAAGGGAAAGUUCUCUGCUUCAGGCAAGCCAGGAAGGUAUUGAACACUGUGGAAUGGCCACUUGUGUUUAUCCCAGGACUGGCACCACGUAGGGCCAUGAACAGCAGUGGGGUUUGGCUCUCCUUCCUACAGAGAAACUCAUCUGUUGCUCUUUGUGACUGAGAGGAAUUUUAUUUAAUUAAAAUAAUUAGCAGGCAGCAUCUCGUUAAUGAAGUGUACAGUGCAGUAUUGUUGUACAUAGCAAACUGAACAGCAAAUCUUGCUUUUGCUCUUCUUGAAGCCAAAACAAAGAGCUCUGUCUGUCCUGCCCACAUGUCUGUCUGUCUGUCCAUGGAGCUCGAGAUAAUGUCACAGCUGAAAUUUCUGACAGUGUGAUGCCCUUCUGUGACUUUUUGUUGUCUGUCUUAGCUGGCUUGGCUUCUUUCCCUGCCAGUAGUGGAGACUCCUGCUCCCUCCCUCUCCCCUUGACUCAAACUGUGCCCAGGAUGGCUCCAGCCCCGGCCUUCUCCUGGCAGAGCAGCCCAGGCUGUGCAGGGGGACUGCUCACUCUGGAGCUGCCCUCCCCUCCCACAGCUGCUUCUGUCACACCUGAGUCACCCACGUGCCCAGAAAGGCACCUGGAGAGCCCCAAGGACAUGCACUGACAGCCAAAGAUCUCCUGACAAUCUGUGACCACAACUGCUCUGUCCCAGGGAGAAUCCAACAGCAGGGAAGCCAUAGGAACAACUUAACUCUGUACCAAAAGCAGCACCUGUAUGUUAAAAGUCUUCUCUUUCAUGUUGGGGUUCCUGGGAAGGAGCUGCUGCUUACUGAACAGUAGCUGUACCACACAAAUUCUGUUACUGCUAAAACUGUCAUUUGGUCUUCCUGUACUUUGACAGCCCUGAUAAUCCUCUGCUCACAGCCUUAUUUCAUUCUGCCCUGCCAAUGCAUAACAGAAAUUACAGCCAAAAUUCUUGCAGGCUCUGUGGAGUUUCAGGAGAGCUGCACACCUUUCCUGAACGGUCCAAGUUGGUGGUAUUUUGCCUUUGUUCAAUACACAAGCUGGUAAAGAUGGUCCCAAAAUAUAUUUUGUGUGUUAGUAUGUUUUGGGUUUUUUUAAUGUGGCAAAGCUGCCCUUCCACAUUGAAACUCCUUCCCUUUUUUGUAUUACCUGAAAACAUCAAGAAUAGCCACUUUAAAAUCAAAUGCCAAACUCUCCAUUUUUUUGUUGUUGUUAUUCCUUCACGUUUGAUUUCUCAGUGUUUUGGAUUUUUUUCUAAAGGGAAGAACUGACUUAACUCUCUGCACUUUCUGAAGCCUCGACCAAGACAUUCCUUCUCCAGAGCAGCUGAGCAAUAAACCUUGGAGAAGGAGGGGUGGCUGCAGCAGAAACUGACACACCCUUUGGCGAGGAGCAUAACUGUGAUAAACAAGUUUGUAGUUCUUGUGAUAAAGUAUUUCAAACUUGCUGAGCUGUACCUGUAAAUGAAGCUGUCGUGAAGGAAAAACCUUUGUGUCAUUCUCAACCUGCCUCAUAAGUUAAGGGGUUUUUUUGGGGGGUUUUUUUUGUUGUUUUUUUUUUUAAAUUAUCUGCUUGCUGCUUAAAUUUUUAUUUGUGUUGCUCCGGUAUCUGGCUGGUUCUGUUAUGUAGUUCCUCUUUUCAGCGUUUUCACUGGGUAAGUGAUCAUGUUGCUCAUUGUGACAGGCUUGCUAUACAUAAGCAAUCAGUAAUUAAAAUAUGUGGCCGUUCCUGGGCUGGCAGAGCACUUGGGCAUGCCUAAUCCAACGUGAGAGGUGCUGCUGAAGCCAGAAAAGGCUGCUUGUGUGCUGCAGGUAAAGCCCAGGCUUGUUCUGCUGGGCCCUGAGUCUGCAGCCCCAAAUCAGAAACACUGGGAGCACAGAAAAUACACCCAGGCACGUGCUGCACUGCAGGCUGGAAUGCAGGCUGACAUGUGGAUGAUGCAUCAUAAUUUAUUAACCUGAUAAGUAAAUUUAAAUAUUUCAUGGCCUUUGUGCUUUUGAAUCCUGGUGAAGCAAAUUCUUCAUUAGGAAUGUGAAGUGCGUCUGAAGCAAUCUCCACAUCUAAUCAUUGCUGCCAGCUCCUCUGGAGCUGUUUACAGCUGAGAGUCCUUGCUAAGCAAACGAGGGGGAAAAAACCCUGACCCUGUUUCAUUGAAAUUCAGUCUAGUUCAAGAACUCUGUAAUGUCACUCUACUUCAAAAUACCCCAGAUAGUUAAUAUCUCAAGUUGCUGGAUGCUGAAUUAGCUGGAUCGUGUUCUCUCAUCCUUUGUGCAGGGCUGUGUCCUCAACUGGUGGGAAGUGAGAGUCAGAUCUGCAUUAGGGAAAGCAGAUUCUGCCCAGGGAGGACUUGGAACGAGGUAUUCAUUGUGGCCCUUCAUCAUAGCAGAUAAAUUCUUCUCUGUGCCUAAAACUGUAGUGAGUAAAGCCAUGUACUAAAUGAAGUUAAGUCUAGCUGCUAAUAACCUGUAUAUAAAUUCAGCUCUAUUUUGUGUAUCUUGUCUUGUGUGUAUAUGUUGCUGUGAUUUUGCUUUCUUUCCCUUUGUGCUAGAGGUAACUGUCUUGCACAAAUCUGAUAAAUCAUCUGUUAAACUAGAAUAAACCCAAUGAAAUGAUGGCUGA